Messenger RNA from Botrytis porri, 3827 nucleotides. RefSeq lists its product as uncharacterized. Gene Ontology annotation, biological process: tRNA splicing, via endonucleolytic cleavage and ligation. Gene Ontology annotation, molecular function: phosphoric diester hydrolase activity; GTP-dependent polyribonucleotide 5'-hydroxyl-kinase activity; ATP binding. Lineage: Eukaryota; Fungi; Ascomycota; Leotiomycetes; Helotiales; Sclerotiniaceae. Gene Ontology annotation, cellular component: nuclear inner membrane. The transcript has 3 exons. The record is from RefSeq and is a predicted model, not a curated record. The coding region runs from base 327 to 2906 and encodes 859 amino acids.
CAGCCCUACUUGUACCCAGACAAUCUAAUAAGAAUUAUCCAAUUAUCAAGGGAUUCCAAGGUUCGCCUGACCUUUUUCCUCUUUGGGUAUUGAGCUAAGCAAAAUACUACUUGCGGUAGGUACAGUACCUGUCUCGUCCUGCCCUUGCCUUGCCUUGCACUCUGCCCACCACUUUUCUCAAGAUUUUGAUAUCUCGAGCUUCAUUUCACUACCCCCGUAUCUAUCCAUUUCCCCAGUGUGACUCUUUGCUGGAUAAGGAAGGAACAUCUCAAAGGAUCCCGUGUGGUUGCUUGGUGUUGAUAAAAAGACAAGCAAAUCUCUCUUGUAUGCUAUUUGCCCUCAAACUUCUAUAUCCAAGACUUCUUUCAACUAUACACAAAGGUCAUUUGACGUCCCAAUUUACUACUACAUCAAAGUUUUUAAAUCUUUCAAACCACCCUGCUCUAACACAUCUACCAAAAUAUUCUGUCGCCAUGGCUGAGCACACAAAUGUUCCUUAUAAAUCUCAAAAUGUGGAAGAAGUUCAAACACUUCUUCGAAAUCUCAAUGAUAGCGCCGGCAAAGGAAAGAAACAUGGUUUUAGUUGCAAGAAAACUCCUUUCCAGGUCGAUGGAUCUCCAGCAAGAAUUGUGGUCGAAUCUUGGCGUUUUCAGGAUUGGGACUACAAGCGACAGGAUUUACCUACAUACGCACGAGGUCUUUUCACCAGUAAGAAUGAAAAGGGUCAGCCAGAGAUUGUAGUUCGUGGUUAUGAUAAAUUCUUCAAUACGGAAGAGGUCAGUUCUACGAAAUGGAACCAAAUCGAAGCCAACACCAAGGGUCCUUAUGAAUUGAGUCUCAAAGAAAAUGGAUGUAUUGUCUUUAUUAGCGGUCUUCACGACGGCACUCUAUUGGUUUGUAGCAAGCAUUCUACCGGCCAAGGAAAUAACCUAGAAAUGAGCCACGCAAAAGCUGCUGACAGAUGGGUCGACAAACAACUUCAAGCCAUUGGAAAAACCCGGAAUGAUCUCGCCAGAGAGCUAAGAAAAAGAAAUGCCACUGCGGUUGCCGAGCUUUGCGAUGAUGAUUUCGAGGAGCACAUUUUAGCUUAUGGUAAAGAUGACGCAGGGCUUUAUCUUCACGGUAUCAAUAUCAACUUGCCAGAGUUUAUGACCUACCCUGGAGAACAAGUUCAAGCUUUUGCAGCCGAAUGGGGAUUCAAGAAGACUGAUUUCUUGAUGAAGGAAGACAUCCAAGUCGCCAAAUCCUUCCUCGACGACGUAGCUGAAACUGGAUCUUAUCAAGGACGUGAUAUCGAAGGUUUCGUCAUUCGUUGCAAGGCUCGUACGAGAUCAAAUGAGUCAUAUUCAGAUUGGUUCUUCAAGUACAAAUUCGAAGAGCCAUAUCUAAUGUAUAGACAAUGGCGUGAAUGCACAAAGGCCUUGAUUUCCGGAAAGCCAGCUCGAUUCAGAAAGCAUGUCAAGAUCACAGAAGAAUACCUUCUCUUUGCACGAAAACGCCUUGCCGAGGAUCCUAAGUUGGGAAAAGAGUAUGCACAUAAUCAUGGUAUUAUCAAGUUGAGAGAUGAUUUCCUGAAGGAAAUUAAGAUGAAAGGUUCGGAUAUUAUUCGUCAAGAAUAUUCUCAACUUGGAGGUUCGCCAGAUGAAGUGCAUAAUAAUGUUAUUCUAUGUCCAGUUGCAACAAUUGGUUGUGGAAAGACAACCAUUGCGCUUGCACUCACUCAUCUAUUUGGUUGGGGUCAUGUUCAGAAUGACAACAUUACCGGCAAGGGUCGUCCACCUCGAUUCACUAAGGAGAUUUUGACACAGCUCGAAGAAAAGUCUGUUGUCUUCGCUGAUCGAAACAAUGCCUCAAGACAUGAACGAAAGCAACUGAUUGAUGAUGUACAUAUUACUCAUCCACAUGUUCGACUCGUCGUCUUGAAUUUUGUUCACGAUAGGGCAAGCAUCGAGAAAGUUCGACAAGUUACUCAAGAUCGAGUAAUUAACCGCGGUGACAACCAUCAGACUCUCCAAGCAGCAUCAGAUACGAAGAAAGUCGUUGGUAUCAUGGAAAGCUUCAUUCAACGCUUUGAACCAGUAAAUAUAUCUGCACCACCAGAUGAUGGAUUCGACUAUUCUAUCGAACUGGAUCCUACUAAGGACUCACGAGAGAAUCUUGAGACUGUUGUUGGACAGCUUUCAGCGCAGUUUCCAAAACUUUUUAUCGAUUUUCCCACGAGCGAGGAUCUUGAUGAGGCAAUCCAAUUUGCAUUGAGCGAUUACAAACCAGAUCUCAGACAUGAAGUUGGUCGUGGACCACCUAAUAACCACAAUAAGAAUCAACAGAAAGAGAACAGAAAUCCAAGCCAGCAAUCACAGAUUGCAAAGAAGAGGAAACCAUUAGAAUACGUAUCUAUUGACCUUCCUCGGAACGAUAUCAAGCAGACGCUUGACGAUACUUUCGGUCGGGCAUCUUCGAACCAAGCAGGAUUUUACAGAGCCCUAGAGGGAAUGCGACGAAUUCAACCAGAAUUUCACGUCACUCUUAUUCAUCGAGCUAACUCCAAACAAUUCCCUGAGUUGUGGCAGAAAUACAGCGAUUUGCACGCGGAUCAAGUUUCUAAAGAUUCAUGGAGUCCGGGAACUGGAUUUGGCAACUGCCAAGUUAUGCUGGAGAGAAUCGUAUGGGAUGACCGUAUCAUGGCAAUCGUUGCUAGAAUUAUCGAUGAUGGAUGGGAAUGCACGAAUGAAGUAGCACAUAUUACUGUUGGUACAAGAGGAAAUGAUGUUAAACCCAAGGAAAGCAAUGAUUUGUUGAAGCGUUGGCUUGCGCAGGGAAGUGGGGAUGAGAGUGGAAUUGGAGAGAUUGCUAUUGAGGGUAGGAAGACUGUUCAAGGAGUUGUUAAGGGCAAUCUUUCUAGAUGAGAGGAUAGGUGGUGAAAUGAAUGUUUGUGGGUCGGAGUGGAUGGAUAGAAGGAACGGAUGGAGGGUGGAGGAAAAGUGAUUUUUAGAGAUUCGGCGGAUAUGAUACCAGAAUAUCUUCGCUCUGUUAUUUUUGGCAUGAAUAAAUGCAUAGGACUUGAAUCAUUAGGAUUCAUGAAUAAACGCAACAUCUUCUCUUUCAAGUUAGCCGCCGUGUGCGGUUCUAGUUGAGAAGUAUGCGAUUUGAAGUGCCAUCUUACAUCAGCCAACCCGUCAAGAUCCAGGAGAAACCCACACACUCUUUCUCUCUGAAACCGCCUCUUCAAAGCCCCUCCGCGUUCGUAAAUGACUCUUGCGUGAAACUGUAUCUUAAUAUCAUUAUCAGUAUCGAUCAAUAGCCUAAACUAUCAGCCCCCAAUCCCCACUCCCUACCCUCCAUCAAAUGACCACUCGUUUAUUGCUUUUAAGUCUCCACAUGAACUAGCAAAUGCAGUCGCACUCGCCAUAAGGUUACCACACUACACUACACUUCAUACUGCGGUGCUGCAGUAUCAUUGUAGGCGUUGCGAGUUUAUUGAAGGCGUUUGUGGUGGAUGAUGUGAGGGGUUGGUGGAUGUAGAUUGGUAGAGGAUGGAUGUGGUGGAGUUGGUGAUGGGUGAGUGAGUGAUAUAUUGAUGUACUGUUGUGGAAUUGAUAGUUCGAUAGUUCGACAUUGAAAGGGGGGGGGUUCGGAGAUGAGGAGUUGGGAGGUGGGAAGUAGUGGAAGUGAUGGAUGAUGGGAUUAUGAGUAUGUUAGACUUGACAUAUUUUGAGGAGUGAGGAAGAGAGGAAGUAAGUAAGAAUCAAACCGACAAUUAACCAAAACACUAGAAAGAAGAGAGAUAGAAAGAGAACGAAAGAAAAUUUCAAGGAACUAUAAUCCCC